CGAUAAUUGAUAUGUAGAGAGAUAGGAGCCUGGUAAUAGUGUCACGGAGCCCGUUGCUCGUGUAUUGCGAGUAAUCCUGAAAUGACUUGCCUUCUUUGAUUGAAUGACCGUGUCGUAUAGCAAGAAAGCCAAAGCACAAUGGACUCAGACAUGAAAAAAGAGCGCGACGGGGAGCCAGGCACGCUAUCGAGUGCGGAUCAUGGCGACAGCAAUGAGUUCGAGGUCAUCCAAGACUGCGUGCAUCGCUUGUUUGAGCGUCAAGUACUACAGAGACCAGAUGCCCCAGCCGUAUAUGCGUGGGAUGUUAAAUUCACCUACAUGCAACUAGAUCAAGCAGCAAAUCGGCUCGCUCACCACCUGGCCCGACAGCUCCAAAUUUCACGUGGCACACUGAUUCAUACAUGCUUCGAGAAGACCGGCUGGUAUAUCGUUGCCGUCCUGGCCAUCAACAAGGCUGGCGCAGCUUGGGUCCCCCUCGAUCCCUCACAUCCGAAACCGCGCAAACAACAGAUUCUCAAGCAAACUAGAGCGACAAUUGCAUUAGCUUCGCCUGCCAAUGUCAUCGCAUGUGCCCAGCUGGGUUUGCAUGUUGUCGAGGUAUCUCAAAGCUCCGACAGUAGCCUGGCAGCCGAAGAUGCCGAGAGUCGCAGUGCCCCUGUGGUAGAAGUAUCGGCUCUUGAUGCUGCGUAUGUGCUCUUCACAUCAGGUUCAACUGGCGUACCUAAAGGCAUAGUGAUGGAGCAUGUUGCCGUUUGCACUAGUCAGAGGGCUAUCAGCGAGAGAUUGAGGAUGACUGCAGAUGUCAGGAUUCUACAAUUCUCUUCUUUCGUCUUCGACGUGUCUGUGGGCGAGAUCAUUGCCCCGCUGAUCUCGGGUGCCUGCUCUUGCAUGCCUUCUGAGGACAUGCGCGUAGAUAUCGCUGAGCUCGCUACAUUCAUCGAAAAGUCUCAAACAAACUGGGCGUUCUUCACCCCGACAUUCGCUGGUCUAAUUCAUCCUUCCAGCUUGCCCACCCUUGAAUUGGUGGCACUGGUCGGCGAGGUGGUUAGUCGUGAUACGUUUGAUCGCUGGUUUGGUAACGUCCCCCGCCUUGUCAACGGUUGGGGACCUACCGAGACCUGUGUUUUCAGCGCAUUGCAUGAAUGGAGCUCUGCCGAAGAGUCGCCUGCGACAAUCGGGCGACCAGUUGCAUGCCAUUGCUGGAUCGUUGACCCCAAGGAUCCCCAGCAGUUGGUACCGGCAGGCGGGAUCGGUGAGAUCGUCAUUCAAGGGCCUACUCUUCUGCGUGAGUAUUUGGCCGAUGUAGAACGCACUAAACUUGUGAUCGUUGACACUCCUUUGGCGGUGGCUACACGGCACAAUUCUAGGCAAUGGGGGAGAUGCUACCUAACAGGAGACCUUGCGACCCAUAAUGCGGACGGGAGUCUACGUUAUUGUGAGCGAAAAGAUACACAAGUCAAGAUCCGAGGUCAACGUGUAGAGUUGAGCGAUAUCGAGUCAAAUAUAAAGCCCAUGUUGUCAAAUGAUCAACAGGUUGCAGUCGGUGUUAUUAGCAAGGACCAAGGCGGCACUCUAGUGGCAUUCGUCAGUCGUGGAUGUAAAAAUCAGGAGGGUCGUGCUCAGAACGAAGUUGGCAUCCCUCCAGAGAUCAUCCCCUUCGACGAUGAGAUCUCUACUUCUCUCCACAAAGUAGUCGAAUCUUUAGAGACCGUUCUACCAGCAUAUAUGGUCCCCACCAUCUUUCUCUGUGUACGACACAUGCCAUAUCAGUUGUCGUUGAAGCUAGACAGGCAGGCCCUGCGCAGAGCAGCAGAGUCUAUGCCGCCGAAUGCAUUAGCUGAAGUGGCGUUGUCCAGAACAGAUGAUGUACGCCCUCUUGACGCGGAUAUCCAGCUAGAGUUCAGCAGUGAAUACAAGGUCCUGAGAGGAGCAUGGGCUAAGGCCUUGAAGAUUGAUGAAUCUUUUCUAAACCACACAAGUCACUUCUUCAGUCUCGGCGGAGACUCAAUCAUCGCUAUGCGACUGGCCAACUCCCUGCGUUCCUCCGGUUUUGAUCUUUCGGCCGGCGCAGUACUGAAGCACCCCCGGCUUUUGGAGAUGUCUUUUCACGUUCGAAACCUUCAUAAGCUAGCUAGGGCUUCUAUCGAGCCGUUUUCGCUGCUCACUGGCGCUAGGGACCUACUCAUCACCCAAGCUUGUCGCGCUUGUAACAUCAGCCAGAGCCAUAUUCAAGAUAUGUACCCAUGUACACCUUUUCAGUCGGGAAUUAUGGCAAUCUUCGCUAGGGAGCCUAGAUGCUAUGUCAGCACCUUCACAUAUUCAUUGCGAAGAUCAAUUGAUCUACCCAGGUAUUUGGCAGCUUGGCAGAUGGUGCACCUAGCACUGCCCAUAUUGAGGACCAGAAUAGUCUUGAGUAAUAGCGGAGACUACUUCCAGGUCGUCGUCAAUGAGGAGCUCUCGUGGUCAAAGUCUCGUCAGGACACAUUCAAGAUAAUGGGUAGUGAUGUAGGCAGAGCUCAUUCCAUGGGAUUAGGUACCCAGCUCGUCAUAUUCGCUCUGGAAAAGGCUAAUACCGACGAAUGCUAUAAUCUUUCGUUAACAAUGCAUCAUGCAUUAUACGACGGCUGGUCAUUGACGAUUACGAUGAGUCUGGUUGAGCGAGCCUAUGAAAUGGGAAUGAUACCCAGUCCCGUUCUAGACUACAACAUUUUCGUUCAAUUUCUCCAGAACGCAGAUAAUGAGAACCGUGCCAGGUACUGGCGCGGUGUGUUGCUAGAGUCUCCUCAGCCAUUGUUUCCGCCAUAUCCUAUCAGAUCUUACCGAGCACUCGACGAUUCUUCGUACACAGUGACUACAAAGCUUCCGAGGCAGGGCAGCUCUGCCUCUACCCUGACGAUUCUCUGUCACGUAGCAUGGGGUCUACUACUGGCAAAGUAUGAAAAUACUAACGACGUCAUUUUCGGCUGCACACUCAGCGGCAGGAGUGCAGAACUUGAGGAUAUCAACAACAUAUAUGGCCCAACCCUGACAACAGUGCCUCUCAGGCUCAGCUUCGAGACUGGGCAGACCAUCAGCUCUCUCCUUGGAAGUGCGAAGGGGAGCUAUGAUGAUGUUAUUGGGAACGCGCACUAUGGCCUAUCCAACAUUGCUCGCCUCGGACCCGACGAGCGUCGAGGCUGUGGGUUCCGUACUAUCAUAAUCAUCCAGACUCCCGAGUUCGAGACAUUAGAGGACGCGAGCGCCGACCGUGUCACAGACUUUCAAUCGGAAUCGGCAACGAUCCAUGGUAUGCCUCUUACUGUGACUAUUCGCGUUGGGCAAGACACAGACAAGAUCACUUUUCGCUACGACUCGCACUGUCUGAGCGCUACUGACGUCUCUCGAAUUGUUGAGCAGUAUAUUCACAUCCUAGAAGCACUGAGUCAUACAUCAGAAGGGGACAAAAUCUCGGAUAUGGAAUUCUGUUCUCCAGCAGACUGGACACAAGUUCUAAAGUUAAACUCAGACGUGCAUGAAAGAACAGACAGCUGCAUUCACGACCUCGUGACAAGGUCAGCAAUGCAGCAUCCCACGAAGCGAGCUCUGGAGGCUUGGGAUGGUAAUGUGACCUAUGAGGAACUCGAAUGCCUGUCAGACCAGUUGGCCCAAAAACUCUCGCAGCUGGGUGUUGGCUCGGAAAGCUUUGUGCCUCUGUGUUUUGAGAAAUCCAAAUGGGCGAUAGUUGCCAUGCUCGGAAUCCUGAAGGCGGGCGGUGCAUUCGUACCCCUAGAUCCCGCACACCCAAACGCCCGUCUUAGUAUGAUCCUAGAAGAUCUGAACGCGACGAUAGCUGUAACAUCGGAUACACACUCGGGUAGACUUUCGUUUGUCGAGGACAUCGAGGUCAUUGUUGUCAACGAGUCUUGUUUCAGACCUUCCAGCGCCCCUCCGAAUCCUAUUGUCAAUCCCUCUAAGUCUCGUAAUGCGGCAUAUGCAAUGUUCACUUCCGGAUCCACUGGACGCCCAAAAGGCUUCGUCGUCGAGCACGGCGCCUACUGUACGGGCGCCCAGAUUCGCGCGCGUACUAUCAGUCGUGAUGAAAACUCGCGAGUUCUUCAAUUUGCGUCAUACGGUUUUGAUCCAAGUAUUGAAGACAUCAUGACGACACUCAUAUUUGGGGGCUGCGUUUGCAUCCCGUCCAGCUCUGAAGCGCGCGAAAGUCUUGGACUCUAUAUUCAGCAGCACCGGGUCAAUUUCGCGAAUCUGACCCCUUCGUUCGCAGCAACAAUAGACCCUUCUGAAGUUACAUGCCUGGAGACCUUACUCUCCUCGGGCGAGCCCAUGACAGAUGAGUUCGUUAAGCUAUGGGCAGGCCGAGUGAAGCUUAUGAACGGCUACGGGCCAAGCGAGACGUGCAUCAAGUGUGCCAUUAACCCCUGCGUCAAACCCGGAGAUAACCCAAGGAAUAUUGGCCAUUCAGUGGCUGCGAACCUUUGGAUUGUGGACCCAGAGAACCCCGAGCAAUUAGCACCGUUUGGCGCGCCAGGAGAGCUGAUGGUGGAAGGACCUUGUCUCAGCAGGGGGUACCUUCGACCAAGUGAUUCAGUCGACGGCUUUAUCGAGGCACCCAAAUGGCUACAGAAGAUGCGGCAAGGUGUGAGACCCAGGGUUUUCAAGACCGGUGAUCUAGUCCGCUAUGACCCUGACGGCAGCAUAUCAUUCAUCAGUAGGAAGGACACACAAGUGAAGAUCAACGGUCAGCGCACCGAACUGGGUGAAAUUGAGUCCCAGCUUCGCAGAUUGUUGCCUGAGUCCUACACGUCGACAGUGCAGAUGGUAUCCCUCGCCGACAGGCCAACUGGGUUACUCAUAGCAUGCAUCGCAGAGAGAACCGCGAUAUGCGCCGCGGGCUCGGCGAUCGAUACUGUCCAGGUUGCCGAUCUCGCUGGUCACAGGGAGGUUGAGAAGUGGUGGGCGGAUGAAUGUUUCAGUUUCUCGGCGGUCCAAGAAAGUCUAGCUCGAGUUUUCCCAGUGUACAUGAUCCCUAAAGCGAUCUUCGCCUUGGAUCCAAUGCCACUGAAUAUCAACGGAAAGGUAAACCGACGCGAGAUAUCGUCUCUUCUGUCGUCAAUGCACCUUCGCGAGGAUCUGGAGCCAGACGCGGCUCUAACUAGCGACGAAGCCUUGCUGGUGCAACUUUGGGAAGAAAGCCUCCAGAGGAGUUUAGGUCGCGUCAACGCCAGCGCCAAUUUCUUCGACCUAGGGGGGGAUUCUCUGGCCGCUAUUCGUUUGGCCUCGCUUGCCCGACGCAAGCGUCUUCACCUGACAGUAGCUGGGAUACAUGUAAAGCCAAUGCUGAAAGAUAUGGCUGAGAUGAUUGCAUCGUCUUCUUUCAAGAGUAUAUCCACCUACCAGCCGUUUAGUCUCAUAAUACCCAGUUUAGGUACUCAGGCUGAAGUCAUGAAGAAGUGCAGUCAGCAAUGCGGCAUCGAAGUGAGCCAAAUCGAAGACAUGUAUCCGUGUACUUCUUAUCAGGAACACUUCAUCGCGCACGCCAUACGAUUUCCCGGUCAAUGUGUCUUUCAGUCGGCGUUUCCCCUCCGUCCAGACAUCGAUCUUGAUAGAUUCCGCCUAGCGGUCGAGUCAGUAGUGAAGUCUCACCAUUCACUUCGCGCCAGACUUGUUCUGAUCAAUCACGCUUGGCUUCAGGUUGUCGUCGAAGCACCCAUUGAAUGGAAAACUGCAGACAGUCUGCAGUCGGCAUGGGACGCGCAUACAUCGCAGCCCAUGAUGGCCGGGGAUGUGCUGAACCGCUUUGCUAUCGUAGAGGACAAGCGGACAAGACUUUCGUCCUUCGUUUGGACGAGUAAUCACGCCGUCUUCGACGGAUGGUCAACUGCUACAUUCUUGCAGCACAUUGAUCGCGUCUACUCAACCGGAGCACUUCCCAGUCUUCGAAGCAGCUUUGGGGAACUUGUACAGCACACGCUAACAUUAGACAUUGACGAAUCCAGGGAUUAUUGGAUUGACCACUUCGCAUCAAUUGACUGCAAGCCGCUCUGUCCGGUUUUGGAAGACCCUCUUGUAGAUUUUCAUUGGCAUCGCCAAUUCUGUCCUCCUCAGUCCAAAAUACCAGUUUCCCUGCCGACUGCGAUACUUGCCGCUUGGGGCCUCGUGAUCGGCCAUCAAACGCAAUCCAACGACGCCGUGGUGUCGCUGUUGCAGCUUGGAAGAGAUUCGCCGAUUGACGAUAUCGAGAACAUAGUUGGUCUAGUGGCUACUGCGUUCCCAUUCCGAAUCAACUUAGACCCUAGCAUCCAGGUCCAUGACUUCGUGCUCAAAACCAGUGACCGAUUAAACCAGGCGCGCCGGUUCCAGUAUACCCGUCCAGAGAUGAUCCGACAGUGUAGUGCUGAUGCAAACAGGGCCAUCGACUGCCAGACUCGCUAUGUCGCGCAUCCUGCACAGUUCCACAAUGCAUCUAAGCCGGAGCCGAUUAUUUCUGGUAGAUCUCACAGAGUCCCUGUGAAGGGAGAAUGCAUCGAGAUAUCUCUUUCUUUCACAUUCGGUGGACCAGCAAAUGCCAUUGCCAUGGAUCUCACAUAUGAUAGCCGCGCUAUAGAUCAGGAGGUGGUUCAGAGUCUCAUGGAGCGCUUUGAGCUUGUUUUUGUCCAGCUUGUAAAAGCGCCCUCAGGAAAGUGCCUGAAAGACCUCUCGUGGGACCCUUCAGCCAUCUUGCAGGCAAAUCCAAUAAUCAAGACUGAUUUGCAUCGCGCUGAUGACUGGAUUCCUUAUCCUAGGGAAUAAGCAAGGUAAGGAAACAUGCCGGGGUGAAUCAGUAGAUAAAAUGGAAGCCCGGCAGCUACAAGGAGGGACAAGACCGCUGCACCGCACAAUGAAUCAGCAUCUGUUCCCGCACUUGUAAUUGUUCCGUGUUGCGAGCACGCCGGGACCGAGAAAAGUGGGAACCUCGCAGGAGCUGACAAAUCCCGGGUGCCUUUUCACCUUAGUGAUUUCACUUCACGUCCAGCAAUGUACAAGUGCUACUAUAUUAUGCUAUGUAUCUGUUAUGAGUCUUGGUGUUGCGAGGGGGAAGGAUGAACUCAAUUCCGUAGACCGGAUCGCGAUGACUUCAGAAGACAGAAAAUAUAGAAAAUAUAGGGGAGACAAGAGAAGGGCUCGACCGAACGGACACCGAGAAAAUAUCUUAGGCUCUCUUGAAUUAUUUUAAAAUGUGUAUUUAAAU
Xylaria bambusicola is the source of this 7225-nucleotide messenger RNA. RefSeq lists its product as uncharacterized. Gene Ontology annotation, molecular function: phosphopantetheine binding; catalytic activity. The transcript has 2 exons. Gene Ontology annotation, cellular component: cytoplasm. Lineage: Eukaryota; Fungi; Ascomycota; Sordariomycetes; Xylariales; Xylariaceae. The coding region runs from base 139 to 6786 and encodes 2215 amino acids. Gene Ontology annotation, biological process: amino acid activation for nonribosomal peptide biosynthetic process; secondary metabolite biosynthetic process. The record is from RefSeq and is a predicted model, not a curated record.